AUGGACUUGUCUAGCGUGAUCCGGCCGGCGCUUCACCGGAUCACGUCCACCUUUGCUUCCACCAACAGCAGCUACGGCGGCUUCAUCUCCCGCGUGCUCAGCUUCACCGGCUCCUUCAACGACCGGACCAGCCUGCUGCACGAGCACGACGCCGAGCUCGGGCCCACGCAGACGGAGGAGACCCGCUCCGCUCCUCCGCCGCCGCAAGCACCCGAGGCGGCGGCGCUUGCUGCUUCAUCGGUCACGACCGCGGCCGGCCACCCGUUCGACAUCGAGGCGGGGACGACGCCGCUGGCCCCCACCGGUACCGCCCCCGAAGGACCGGCGGAGGGCCAGGAGGAGCCCGCUGCCACCGAGGUCGACGCGGAGUCGAGGCGCGUGGGCAAGAGCGUCCAGACCGUGUGCCUCUUCGCCGCGUCCGCCUCGCUCGUGCUGUUCGCCAACCUCCCCAACAACAAGCAGCAGCCCGGCGGCGCCGCGCCGCCGGCGUCGGCGGCGGUGGGGCUGCACGGCGGAGGAGCCGCCGCCGCCACUCUGCUGUACAGCGCCGACAUGGCGUUCAUCAGCCUCGGCUUCUUCUCGAGCCUGGGCCUGUCCAUGUUCUCGAUCGUGGCGAGGCCCGGCGAGGCGGCGGUGGCAAGGGUGCAGAAGUGGGGGAUGGUGGUGGCCGUGGCGUCCGUGGUCGUGGCCUUCUCGCUGCGCGUGUGCAUGAUGCUCGCUGCCGCUGCGUAG
Molecule: messenger RNA, 732 nt
Organism: Miscanthus lutarioriparius
Lineage: Eukaryota; Viridiplantae; Streptophyta; Magnoliopsida; Poales; Poaceae
Source: the annotation of a GenBank genome assembly